Phalacrocorax carbo (great cormorant) is the source of this 3378-nucleotide messenger RNA. The record is from RefSeq and is a predicted model, not a curated record. Lineage: Eukaryota; Metazoa; Chordata; Aves; Suliformes; Phalacrocoracidae.
UCUCAGAACGUCCAGCCCGAAGGGGUUAAAGCAGCCUGGGUCUGCAGACACAGCCAUUAAAAGAAAAAAGCCACGUAACGCCCGUUUCUCUGAGGGGAGCUCUGUAAGGCGCCGCAGCCCUGCCCCGGCCCCUGCUGCGGCACCCCGGCGCCCUCCCGUGAGCGGUGCCCGCGGCCGCCCAGGACCGGCGGCGAGCAAAGCACAGCCUCGCCGCUACGCCGUGCCCGGGCUCGGAGGGUCGGGGCGGGGGGGGGGGGCGGGGGCAGCGCCGGGCCCAUGCCGGCCCUUACCGGGGGGCGCAGCGCCCGCCCAACCCCCCCCCCCCCCGCCGCAGGCCGGGCACGGCGGGGCCGGAGCCGCCCGCCGCCGCCUGCCCAGCGCGGCUGGUGCUCCGCAGCCCAGCGAGAGUUAACGGCGGAGCCGCCUCUCCAUUGGCGGCCGGCGGAACGGCUGCGGAGCCCGCGUUUAUAACCGGCGUGCGAGGCGCCGCAGCCCUCCGCCGGCACCGCGGCUCGGCUCCCAUGCCGCGGCGGCCGGCAUGCCCAGCCUGCUGCCGCCCUUCCUCGCCUUGCUCUGCCUCGGGGCGCCGGCGCCCGCCCUGAGGGCACCGCCCGCCUCUCCGCGGCGGGCCGGGGCGGCGGAGGCGGCGGAGGAGCAGCCGUGGUGCCCCUACAAGGUGGGGGCCGAAGGCGCGGCGGGCGGGCGGCUUUGCUUCCGCACGCCGGCCCGCGGCUUCCAGUGCGCGGCUCGGGCCUGCCGGGCCCACCGCUCGCCGGGCGGCGCGUUGGUGGCCAACGUCCUGCGCAACGGCAGCGUGCUGCUGCAGUGGGGGCCGCCGCGCCCCGCCGCCGGCCUCCGCGGCUUCGCGCUCAACUGCUCCUGGGACGGCACCUACACGCGUUUCCCCUGCGACAGCGUGGAACUGGGCGCCGCCUGUCGCGACUACCUGCUGCCCGAGGCGCACGGCAGCGUGCGCUACCGCCUCUGCCUGCAGCCGCGCUACGCCCCGCCGCGCCCCGCGCCGCCCGCCCAGUGCGUGGAGUUCCGCGUGGAGCCGGCCGCCAUGCGGGACAUCGUCGUCGCCAUGACGGCCGUGGGGGGCUCCAUCUGCGUCAUGCUCGUCUUCAUCUGCCUCCUGGUGGCUUAUAUCACCGAGAACCUCAUGAGCCCGGCUCUCGGCGGGCCCGCGGGCGCCGCCGUCCCGCACCGCGCCUAGCCGUCAGCCUGGGCCCGCGGGAGCCAGGCCGGGCCCCGGUGCCCGUAGCAGGCCGCGCUCCCGGUUCCCUUGCCCGACCGCUUCUCGCCGCCGCCUUGCUAGCUCUUUCAGGGGAGGAGGAGAGGUGUUUCCAAACUGCCCUCGCAGCGGGUUUGCCCAGGGCCUCGUUUGAAGCGUUGGGUGACACGAGUUUGCCUUUCCCAAACUUCCGGGAUUUGGGUUUUCCUCAGUAUUUGGAGCUCUUCUUCCUCCUAGGGUGGCUUCUCAGCCUGAGCCAUACCUGGUUACUGAACUCAGCGGGUCUCAGUGGAUUAAAAGUAAAUAACGGCAAAGGUCCACAAGUGCCAGAAAAAUGACAGUUUUAAAAGCAAGCGACAGAUCUUACAGAGGGCCUGUUUGAGAAGACUCUCCAGAACACGCUUACUUUAAGCCUAUGCCUAAAUCCCCUUGCUCUAGAUGUGUGCGUGAAUUUUUUCCUGAGGGGGAAUUUUCUUUCAAGCCUGGGAGAACAGACCGGUGGAACCACAAAACCCAUAGCGAAGUUUGUCUUUGAUCCAAAGCCCACCUAAAUCUCGUGACUUAAGUGGGUUUUGUAUCGUGCCUUAUGCUGGUCACCAAUUUUGGGACCUAGGCUGGCCGCUGUCCAAAACAACAGGGGGUUUCUGGUCAGCUUGAGUGACCGUCAACAUCCUACACCGACUAAUCCUGCUUUUCUCCCUUUAGAAGUGUCACAUCAGUAGCUUCCACAAAGAGCAAUGCUAAAGGGACAAAUUGAGGAUGAAAAUUCCAUUUUGUUGUGCAAGUUUGAACCUUAAGUACAGUGUAAAUGAGCACCAUCACUGCCCUCUGAAACCCCAUCGUUAAGGAAUGCUGUGUGCAGCUACACCAAGGUAAAAGCGUCUUAAACACAGAGCUCACUAGUGUUGUAGCCAGGUGUUUUGAGCAUAGGAACACUCCUUGUUAGCUGCUCACUCACUGCUGUAGUAAGUAAGGUUUUAGCCAUAUUCUAGUAUUAAUUCUAUUGUGCCUUAGUGCUGAGAAUUGGUCCCAUUUAUAUUGGUAUAUCUGUUCUUGUAGUCUUCAUAGACAACUGUAUCUCCCCUAGUGUUUUUGUCUCUGAAACUGGUGGUUGUUGGUUUGUUUGUUUGGUUGUUUGUUUCUUCUUUUUAAAAAAAUACACCAAACUUAGGCUGAUCAUUACUUGAGCUUUAACAGAUGCACAAAACAGUGAGUUACCAUCUGGGAGGUGUUUAUUUAGUGAGAUAGUUUUUAUUCAGUGUUGUUUGUAUGUAGUUGACUGCUGUAACAGAAAAUGACUUGGUAUCACUUAAACUGAGCACCUAAAGCAAACGUAGGGGAACAGCUCUUCUGUAAAGGGAUAUUGCUAUUAAAAUACUUCAGUUUCAUGUGUGAUCUGUUUGUGUAAAUGUUUAUCACUGGUGAAAUGGCCCCUAUGCUUUUCUUUGUGAAAGUAGUUUGUGAAGUAUAAACUUGCUAGUAGAGGGUAAAUAUAGAAAGUGUAUGAAAUCCCUAACAAAAUGCAGUAUUUGUACUAAUCAUAAGCCCUUUGAUAAUUGGAGGGUGGCUGAGAAACUGAAGGUCUGUAUUUCAUCAGGCAGAAAAACCUUUGAUGUGUUUGUUAUUCUUGCUUUGUUUUCUUUCUCACAUGCGGCGGACUCUAAAUUUAUCAGUGUUCUCUUUUUAUUAACUUGCCUGCAUACUUGAUUUAAGCAGCCUGACAAUAUCCAGCAUCACAGUAACAGAAAGAUGGUGGUUUUCAUUGAUAUCGAAGGACUAUGUAAUAUUUUUUUCUUUCUUUCUUUAUCCCGAAGGAGGUUGACUGCUCAAAGAAAAGGCAGUUUUUAAGAACAUUAAGACAAAUUGCAUCUAGUGGUUCAGUUCAGUGAAUUGAAACACACGGUAAAUUUGGGUCACAGGUCUUUUGAAGGUUUAAAGUCAGUCUUUCCUGUAGCCAGUUCAGCACUGGACUGUUAGAGAGGCACGGAUUUUGUAUAUCUCUGUCAGCUCCUGUCAACCAGUGUUACUGUUCUGUUCUUCAUCUUGUCAUGAAUUGCCAGAUGUGAAAAUUAAAUGUAUAAAUAAUGAGCCUUGUACCAUCUUGGUGUUGACCUUAAUAAAUUAAGAGAAUAAUGAAAUUAAAA